Molecule: messenger RNA, 493 nt
Organism: Ipomoea nil (Japanese morning glory)
Lineage: Eukaryota; Viridiplantae; Streptophyta; Magnoliopsida; Solanales; Convolvulaceae
Product: protein PXR1
Exons: 2
Coding region: 120-482 (120 amino acids)
Source: RefSeq, a predicted model, not a curated record
AGAGUUGGAACAAAGCAUUUAAGGAAGAAAACUCAGUAAUUUCUUCAAUCCAUUUUCAUCAAUAUCAAAAGCCACUCAGUUCUUUAAGAUCUCAGGGCAUAGGUGUGUUGAGAUUGGGAAUGGGAGAGACAGAAGAAGCAGAAAAGCAUGUCAGUGCAAAGAAAACUGAAGAAGAGAAAAAGCACAAGGAAAAGAAGAAAGAUAAGCAUGAAGGUGAUGAUAAUGGAGAAGGGAAAGGAGAAAAAAAUGGUGAUAAAGAAAAGAAGAAGAAGAAGGACAAGGGGGAUAAGGCUAAGGAGAAGGCUGGAAAAGAGAAGAAGGAGAAGAAUCCUGAAGAUAAAAAGGAUCCAGUAAAGUUGAAGCAAAAACUGGAGAAGCUUGAUGCCAAGAUACAGCCUCUGAUGGCUAAAAGACAAGAAAUUCUCAACCUGAUCAAUCAAGCUGAGAACAAUAAUGCACCGAAUCCCAGUGCAGAAACAUGAAACAAACAAUA